CAUCAGAUGAUUUUACUCUGUGUGUGUGAUUUCGGUGUGAUUUUCUAAAAUAAUUUUAUAUCUUACUAUUUAAAGAUAAGAAAGAAUUAUUUAAUUGUGUUGAUUUAUAGUAAGACUACCACGUAACAGACAGUAAAAAAAAUAAGUAUGUUUCGGAAUGUACUACUUCCACUUUCACGAUCCAGUUUACAGCUUACGUUUGCUAGAAAUGUAGCCCGAAAGAGAGUGCCAAAGGUGGAUAAGAAACUUCAGGCACAGCAGGAGUCCUUAGCAUCCAGAGGAUUCCUACGUCCAAAUAAACCAUACACUCCUCCAGAGAAUGUUGAAGAGACAAUUAAGCAAAUCUGUGCCACCCACGGCUUGGACCCAAGCUCAGAGUUCUCAGGACUGGAUGUAAAGUUUGCAGUGCUGAACGCCUGCUUCAAAGAGACGGGCCACAGUGUGCCAAACUCGCUCCUUCAUUCUAUUGAAUGUGUUGAUGACUUGUUGAUGUUCUACGCAACUCCAGUUGACACAAGAACACCAUUUGAUGCCCUCAAGUCUAUGGAUCUGCCAAAGAACCUCCACAUACAAGAAGACUAUGUCAGGUUCCAUCCAGACAAAGACCCACUAUUUGGUGGUAAAACAGCAUUUCCUAAGAGCUCCACCAUCGUCUCUGGUAUCAAGACUAGGAAGAAGUAUGAAGGACAUGUAGCCAAGAGAUCCUGGCCAUAGAAAUUUAAUGUGUUUGAUUGUAAGAAAUGUAUGUAUUUUUAGUUAAUUAAAAUCUGUUAGAUUGUG
Messenger RNA from Plutella xylostella (diamondback moth), 780 nucleotides. RefSeq names its product mitochondrial ribosomal protein L50 (gene mRpL50). Lineage: Eukaryota; Metazoa; Arthropoda; Insecta; Lepidoptera; Plutellidae. Gene Ontology annotation, cellular component: mitochondrion; mitochondrial large ribosomal subunit. The record is from RefSeq and is a predicted model, not a curated record.